Loa loa (African eye worm) is the source of this 1170-nucleotide messenger RNA. RefSeq lists its product as hypothetical. The coding region runs from base 1 to 1170 and encodes 389 amino acids. The transcript is spliced from 8 exons. Gene Ontology annotation, molecular function: tRNA binding. Gene Ontology annotation, biological process: mitochondrial tRNA 5'-end processing; positive regulation of mitochondrial translation. The record is from RefSeq and is a predicted model, not a curated record. NCBI's taxonomy places the organism in Eukaryota, Metazoa, Nematoda, Chromadorea, Rhabditida, Onchocercidae. Gene Ontology annotation, cellular component: mitochondrion; nucleus; nucleoplasm.
AUGUGGAUGAAGUUUUUGGAGUCUCAUCGGGAUGCUAUUCGAAGUGGUUGCAGGAGAGUUGUAUGGAAGUUGCAGAAGACAUUGGGGAUGGAUGCACGUUGGCCCGUGUUAUGGACUGAAAGCAAGCUGAAAUCUCUACCUUCUCGACAGUUCAUCCAAAUACUGAAUGCAUCGCAACAAGAACGACUCUCAAGCAUUAUCACUGAAGUGGAGUUGCUGUCCCGUUGUUACAAUUAUUUUCCCGAACAUUUGUCAGAUGCAGAUUGGAAAAGGUUACUUCAGUGUGAAACUCAGAAGCAACGGUUCAAUCAUAUCAAAUUUUGUCGUCAGAAAGAAUUAAAGGAAUUGAAAUGUGAGACGAAACAUCAGCUGAAGGUUCCUGAAAAGUAUGAGACUUCGGAACCCAUGUCGGGAUUUGCAAUGUUUGUGGGUGCUACACAACGAAAGCGUAUUGCUAAUCAACGAAGGUUAAUGAAUCAUUUGCAUAAUCUUCAACUGGAUCCGAAGCCUGCACUAUUGGUUGACUGCCGAUUUCUAAAUGAACUCUCACCACAGGCUCUGUCUCAGACUUUAAUCCAGCUUUCCUAUUUGGCAAGUGAAAACCGAGAUCGGCGACGCUCAUGGCCCCUUUAUUUUUUUAAUUUUGAUAUGAGGAAUGAAAACAUCUUGGAAGCACGAGAUAGGUACUUAUCAUUGAUUAAUUCACCAAAAAAUGUAUCUCUCACAAUCUCAUCAUCCAGUUAUCUGAAUCAUUUUUCCCCCGAAGAAAUAAUUUAUUUAAGUCCCCAUGCAGAAUUUGAUUUGGAGGAGGUGGAAGGCUCAAAAGUAUAUAUUUUGGGUGGCAUAGUAGAUAGAGUUGCGCAAUAUCGUUUGCACCCACAUGCAACGUUAUUGGCUGCAAAGCAAGAUGGAGUCAAAGUGUGCCGACUCCCUAUCGAUAGAUAUAUCAAGUGGAAAUCAGGUUCGAGAAGUAUGACUUUGCUCGCGGUCACAUCAAUUCUAUACAGUGUAUAUGAAUCUGGUGGCGAUUGGGAAUUUGCUUUUAGGAAAUAUGUUCCGGUAAGAAAUAUCAGAGGACCAGAAGAAAAGAAUUCUUACGGUCGACGUUUGCAUGCACACAUACAUGAUUAUGAGAGACGCUUACUUAUAGAACUUAAUCAGAGAUUGUAA